Molecule: messenger RNA, 7471 nt
Organism: Drosophila guanche
Lineage: Eukaryota; Metazoa; Arthropoda; Insecta; Diptera; Drosophilidae
Gene: gukh
Exons: 5
Coding region: 713-6523 (1936 amino acids)
Biological process (GO): actin cytoskeleton organization
Cellular component (GO): cytoskeleton
Molecular function (GO): protein kinase A regulatory subunit binding
Source: RefSeq, a predicted model, not a curated record
UCAUCACUAAAUUUUGACCGGCGAACGAGCAAGACGUGCGCGCGGAUUGUUAUCGGUCUUGAUUUCGUCCACACCUUUUGAAAGUUGCGAAUGAGCGGGCAAACACGCGUACGUACCGGCAAUAAAAGAGUAGAGCCAUAAAAGCGUAAUUAUUACAAAAUCGUGUACGGCGUGUAAAUUGGUUGGUUGUUGGUUUUGUUGUCGGGUCGUGUCGGUUCAGUUCAGUUGAGUUUAGGCCACGUUAAUGCAUAAUGCGAUGUAAAGUGCAGAGCAUAAACCAGUUCACAGUGUUGCCUCAAACGCCGGUACCGGCUUGCUUUCAAUUAAACCAGUGCCAGUCAGCGGCAGCGUCGCCCCAAGCGACCAACUAGUUUGUGUGCGUGUGCAGCAAACACACAGAAAACGGCCAACAGCAAAGGAAUUUAUGCGGCGGCCGAGAGCCGAAAACAGACAACAAUAGGUAUAGGAGCAGACCACUGGAGAAGCUGCGGAGGAUUCAAGCCCAGAAGUUGUUUGACCAGUUUCCGUGCUAUCUGCCUGUGUGUGUGUGUUAGUGCGCCUCUCUUUUUGUUUUUUUGGCUGAAAGGCAGACGCAGGGCUAGUGUGUGUGUUUGUGGUAUGAAUCUAGUGUCCGAUCCGUACGUGACCAGUGCCCCAAGUCAAUGAGGAGAAGGAGCAGCAGCAGCUAGUGAAGCAGCAGCGCAGCCAAGAGAUGCCAUUCGUACAGCGCGUGGUGCAACCCGUGAAUGUGGCCCAGGCCACUGCCGCCAGCCUUGGGCAUGCCUCCACACGCUUCCACUGUGCGCCCGGCAAGUGCAAAAACAACAACUGCAUCAACAAGCAGUCGCCAGAGGCGGGAACGGAUGCCGUCGACUGCCGGGCCACCUCCCCCACCUCGCCCUCGCUCACCCGAGUGCUGGUGCACGUGAACGGAGAUGGUGAGGACGGCGCCGGCCAGCCCCACCCACCGGCAGCCCUGCCCAUGAAGAAGCUUAAGCAGCACGUGGAAUUCCUCUCAACGUCGCCGACGCACGGCCCUGGGCGUGCCUCCCAGUCGCUGCCCAAUUCGCGGCACCCCAGCCAGCAGCGUCCGGCAAUGGCGCGGAAUGCCAGCGCCCCCCAUUCGCCCACCGCCGGCUCCUCGAAGGUCGUCUCCGGCCACGAGUUUGACUCCAUCAGCAACAUCACCCUGAGCAAUGCCCUGCGGCAGCUGGCCAGCCUGGUGCUCAUCGCCAGCGACAUCUUCGACGACCUGCAGCGGGACCUGCAGUCGGUAGGCGAGCGGGCCGGACGAGUCCAGCGCAAGAUAGCAGCCGUGGAGCGGCGCGUGUGUGCCUACGAUCCGAAAAUGGUCACAGUUCCUGAAAGCGACCUGCUCACAUUUGCACAGCGCAAGGAGCACUACGAGACAGACAAGUCAUUCCAGCAGGAGCUCUUCACCGGCGACUCGCGGCCGCUUAGCGUUCGCCAGCUGUACACGGAGGCGGGCAAGGAUCGGCCCGUGGGCGCGGCCACGGCAGGUGCCCUCGCCGCUUUGGCGCAGUCGAAUGCCACGGCCACGGGCACCACAGCCUCACCGCCACGUUCCAUUUCCUUCAGUGGGGACGUAACGACGGGAGCCCACAACGGUCACGAGGUCCUUAUGAAUGGCACCGCGGAGGCGUCGUCCGAGGAUUACUUGAUCUGCGUGUCCGACUUUGGCAAUGCCAAUCGCAAGCUGCGCACGCGCAUCGAUGCCGAGAUCGAGAUACGUUUGCCUGCUGCCAUCGAGGAUCUGCGGAAGUGGACAUCAAGCGAAGCGCUGGGUGAUGUCACCGUCACGCCCGAUUGCAUGCACCAUGUGGACACCUCGAUAAGCACCUCCAUGGUCAUCGGCGACAGUGGCGUCCACACGCCCGCCCUCUCUCCGUCCGUGCUCUCCGCCGAUGCCGUCGAUUCACUGUACGCCCAGAACCUGAGCCAGGCGGCGGACAGCAGCUCCCAUCAUCAUCCAUCCCAUCAUCAUCAGGCAAUGCUGCCGAACGAUAUCAAUAAAGAUGUGCCUUUGAAUCAUCGAUUGCCUUCACCCGAGGAGCAGACCAAACAGAUUGCCUUAAAAUACCCCGCCGAAGUGAUUUCGGUAAACAUUUCUGGAAAGAAUUUCCAGCGGAUGUGUGCAGCCCGCAAGUCCACGACAGGAUGCUUUGCCGGUGGCACCACCCCAGCGGCCUCCUCGAGCAGUGCCAGUCCAGAGAACGGGCAGACGGAGGCGGGCAACAAUCUGGACGACAAUGUGCAGACGGUUAGCAGGAGAUCGCGAUCCCGCAAGGUGCGUGGCAAGCGGAGGAACACGAUAGCCGGCAUCGACCAGAAGGAGAUCCAGGAUGCAGCCAAUGGAAAUGGAGAGUCCUCGUCGAAGCAUGCCUCCUCAUCGAAUGCCACAUCGCCGGCACCGGCUGCGGCCAGUGCGGACACGCCGGAGGGCGUCAAGAAAUCGAAGAAGUUCGGACGCAGCAAGUCCAGCGACAUCUUAAAAAAGGAAUCUGUUGCCUUGCCCUACGACAAGGGGAAGAGCACCCUGACCCGACUCAACUCCCUGAAGCAGUGGGGCCGCAACCGGUUCAAGUUCAUGCACCGCGCGGGCGAGCUGAAUGGCCUUGGGGAGAGCAGCCAGCUGGACACCAGCGGUUGCAGCUCCCAGAACAGUUCCGCCGAGAAGCCGGACAGCAGCGGACACGGAUCACCGCCGGGCCUCGGCCUGGGCCUCGGACUGGGCUCCUCCAGCGUGGAGCGUGGUGGCAAGGCGAAGCCCAAGCGCGACAUUGACGAAGAGUGUGUGGUGCACGAUCUGAUUGCCCAGAAGAGUGAAUCUCGGUUUUCGCACGAACGAAAACCCUCGUAUUCCUCCUCGGAGAAGAGCAUGAGCGUCUCGAGCAGCGGCCAGCUGAGGGGCAAGCUGCAGCUCUCCUCCACACUGGCGGCGGCGGCCAACGUGAAGAUGCGCGAGACGGCCACGCUGAACAGACAGCGGCGGAACGGACUGCACGGCCUGGCCGGCAAGGAUGAGCAACCGCACUCCUCCAGCGGCAACUGGAGCGCCAGCUCAGAGUCCGGACGCGCCUCCAUCGGCAGCGAGAUCACCAUGCAGCCAAAGUCGAGCGCCUCCAACACCUCGCUGAAUGUGUCCAGCUUCCAGCCGUGCAACAGCAGCGGACCGCCCUCCUCCAUGAUGAGUCGGCGGCGAUUCCUGAACACCUCCGCCUCGAGCAGCGUCACUAGCGAGGGCACGGCCACGCCGGAGCUGCAGACGGAGGCGGGCGCCUAUCCGAAUCACCUGGACGACGAGACCAGCUCCGCGUACAGCUGCGACACCGAGGGGUACUACACCUCCUUCCAUAUGGACAGCGGCCUGCGCACGCUCAAGGAGGAGGAGCCACCGAUGACCCCGCUGCAGCAGAGUCUGCACACCAGCUCCUACUCCUUCGGCAGCCAGUCCAACCAGACGGUGCUCAAUGCGGAGAACGAGUACGAGCUGUACGGCCGGGGCUCCACCUCGACCACCACAAGCUCCGCGGGUACCGUCUGCACCACGCUCCUGAAUGGAGCCAUCUCCGGGCCGGAUGUGCCGGAGCGGACCAGCUCGCUGGGCAAGCACAGCUCCUCCCAGAGCCAGAGCCAGAGCCACAGUCAGAGCAACAGCAACAGCGCCAGCAGCAGCACCCUGGAGCGUAGCUACAGCAGCAGCACCAUCGGCAGCACCCUGGAGCGCACGGGCACCAUCAAGAGGAACGUGAAGAUGGCUCCCAAUGCGGAGGAUGCUGCCCAGCAGGAGGAACAGCAGCAGCAGCAGCUGCAGCGCUCGGCCAUGCCCCUACCGGGCGGUGCGACGGAGCUGGAGUUCUCGGAGAGCUCCGAUCUGGAGGGCGUGGAGCGGAUUGAGCGGAUCAAGCAGAAGACGGCCAUCACCUCGAAGCGGAUACCUUCCAUGUGCAUCAUUACACCCACGACGAGCGACGAUGACGAGCACCAGGCGUCGCAGGCGGAUCGCACGCUCACGAAUCUCUCAGUGGAUGUGGACCAAGACGAUGAUGCCUUAGAGCCGGAACAGAGGACGCCAACCAAUGCGAAUGCGAGUGGGGGAAGCAGCAAGGACCACAACCUCAACGAGCUUAAGCAGACGCCCACGAAAGCUUUGAGCGGAAUGUUCGAGAAGCUCAAGGUGAAGCUUGUGCCGGGCAAAAGCUCGCCGGUUAAGCCAAAGCUCAAGCCCGCCUCCGCCAGUGCCGUCAAUGACGAUGAGCUUUAUGACCUGGCGGGCGAGUACGUCACCAUCGCGGACAUCAGCAACAACAACAACAAUCAGAGGGCAAAGAUUGCCCCCUCGGGCGCUGGCUCCAGCCUCGGCAUCUACUAUUCCAAUGACAUAGUUCGUCGCGGAGCCUCGGCUUCGGGUUCUGCCGCUGCUACGUCAGAGUACGUGUCGCUGAACGAGCUGCCUCAGCAUUUGCGUCGGCAUGCAACCCACGGCUCUCCCUCUGGCUCUGCCCUGCCGCUGCCGCUGAGCGAGAGCGGGGCCUGCGCACAGCUGCUGCUGCCCGGUGAGACGGCGGCAGCUGGCAAGGCCACACCGCCACCCCAUGGGCAGCGGCAGAGGCAGCAGCAACCCACCCGGAGUGAGGGUUGCGGGGUGCCGAUGUAUGCGGAAAUCAGCGAACUGCGAGAGGAGAAAUCGCUCGUCGCCGCUCAGCAGCAGCAGCAACAGCAGCAGCAGCAGCGUCGGGUGCGCACGACGGCCGAGGGCAGAGUCAUUUACGAUUCCGAUAGCUUGAAGCGACGCAAGGGUGCACACACCACCUUUGCACCUGGGCCCUACGUGAAGGAAACCGAAAGUGCCCUGCUCAGUGCAACGCGAGACGCCACAACGGGCGAAAGUGCAACAUCAGCAGCAGCAGGAACAGCAGCAGCAGCCGGCGAAGCAGCAUCCACAAAGAGCGUCAAGCUAUUGCUAUUGAACGGCGGCGGUAGCGCUGGCAACCACCGCAAGGUGGCCAAUGUGCGUCCCAUAGUAGCCAAAUCGCCACUCAGCAAGAUCCCACAGAGCAGCAGCAUGGCUGCGUAUCAGUCAGUGACAGUCGGAGGCGGCGGCAGCAGCUACCAGGAGCAGAAGCAACUGCUGGCCAAUCACACGAAUCCCUUCUACGAGACAAUUGCAGCAGCUGCCACCGCCGGUACACCGGCAACGGGCGGCAGCAUGAUGCCCUCGCCUUCGGGCAAAUCCAAUUCAUCGACUGGCUCCACGGCCACCAAUUCGUCCUCCUCCACGGCGUCGGCCCACUCCGGCGAAGAAGGUAAGCUAGUGUUCCAGCCGCCGGCAGACAGUUGCCAUUACGCUUGCCCACCCACACCUACACCUACUACACCCACACUUACACCUAAGUCUAAUACCCGAACUGAAUCCAAACCCUGUUCCUCCUCUGCUAAUGUAAAUAACACGCCACUUUGCAACACUGCCACAACAACAACAGCAACAACAGCAGCAAUAGCAACGGCAACAAACAUUAACAAACACCACAAUUACGGAGUCAAAAGCAAGUCAAAAUCCGCAUCAAUGGGCACGAACAUAUCAAGUGUAGAGCAGAAUCAGCAGCAGCAGCAGCAGCAUCCACAGCAGAACCCCAAAGAUUGCGAGUCGAAAGUGAGGGUUGCUGAAAUGGAAACUAACCCCCGUGGGGCUACAAAUGGGGUUGAUGGGGAACAGCAGCAGCAGCAGCUGCCACCCCAACUGCCACCCCAACUGCCGCCGAGGGCGAAAGUAAAUGACAAUACGAAGGUAGCAACCGACCCAACUCCAACUCCAACUUCAGUCCCUGCCAUAUCGAUUGACCCAAUUGCAGUGCACUUCUCCCAACCAAAUCCAAAUCCGAAUGUGAAUCCGAAUGCAAAUCCCGGUAAGCCGCGCGCCGCUCUCAAGCGCAACAACAGCUACAGGCUGGCCAACGAUGAGCUAAAGCUGGAAAUGAAUAAGGAGAACAACCAGGAACUUCAGCUCUCGUUCGGUGCCGAGAGAGUAGGCCCGAACUCGGGUACAUUGCCCCCCAUGCAGCAUGCAACAAGUUCGCUUAGGCUGCGCAACCUCAGCAAUCUGCCAGCCACACCUGCCAGCGGGGAGCGCAAGAUAGCCAAAUCCUUUGAGCGUCUGGUCGAUGAGUUCUCCCUGUCCCUCACGCCCGGCAAUGAUUCCUCAUAUUUGAAGAACAAAUCGCUGGAGAAUUUCGAUGACUCACCCGCCCUUUUGGCUCUGGCCAAUGAGUCCCAAGAAAGCGAACAAAAGCCAGACACUGCCACAGCUCCCAACUCUGACUCCGACUCUGAGUCGGAGGACGAAGUGGAGGCACUGACUACGCCCAUGCCCGUACCCAAGUACCACAAGUCCUUUGUGGAUAGCGUGCUGCUGCGUCCUUUCAAAAUCAUUCUACCACACGACGACAACGGGGCGCGUCGUCAGCGAAUUUUGCAAAAGUUCGAGGUGACGGAAAUAUGGUAGAGGGACGGGACUCUGUAGGGCUGUAGUUUGACCUUUUGUCAAUGCCUAACCCUUUUCACUCAUGUGCCAGCCAGGCACAGGCCUUCUUCAAGUAAGCGUCUUGAGCAAACACUGAAAAAUAAUUGACAAUCUCGGCAAACACCACACAGCAGCAAGCUGCUUCACAUUGUGGCGUCACUCAUUAAAGUUGCCAGGCACUAGGCCCGUGUGCGUGUUCAAUUGCCUGUGGGAGUCUCGCUCGAGUCUCAAGUCCUGGAUCUUGGGGUUCAAUGUCCCUGCCGCUGCACUGCGCUCCUGCUACACUUGAUAUACUACUAUCCCAAGCGGGGCAGUCCUCAACCUGAUAUUAUGUUUUGUAAAUUAUUUCCACAAUUAUUGCGCACGUUUAACCAAUUUUAUGUGUGUGUUUUUUAACCCUAACUAUUAAGAUUAAUGUUAUUUGUGUUCGUUUAUCCCUAAACAAUAAUAUAAAUAUAUUUGUGUGUAACUAAUUGUAACUUAACAUAAACCAAACACAUGUUUAUUGUAAAUUUUGUAAAGUUUUUUGCACCGUUCACGUUUUACAACUAAGAUUUUGUAUGUUCUACCACGACUAUGAUGCUAAUUUUUGUACAACUACUUGUAUUAUUUAUGAUUUGUUGUUUGAUGUAUUAUGAAAAGCGUGCAAAAGACUUCUAAAGCAUCAUUUAUUCCAGCAUGACUGUGUGUUUGUCUAUGUUACUGUAGUAGAAGUAGUUUUUUUGCACGCUUUUCCCCAAAAACUAACGAUCCAAUAAUGCUCUCGCUCCCCUAAGGAGGCUGUAGUAGUUUGAAAAAUUAGCACAUGGCCUUAACCUUAAGUUCUUGCCUAAGUCCAAACCACAUUCCACAAAAAAAGAACACAUCUAACUCCACCCACCGAUCGUAAGUAAUGUUUUUGCAACAAAAUAAAUCGAAAAGAAAAGAAAA